GCGCCGCAUUAUCUCUCUUUUAAUCUUUUCUCUUCAUUCCCUAAAUUCCCAAUCUCAUUUCCGAAUUCCAAUCUAAAUAGGUAACUUCUUCAUUUCCUAAUUCUCAAUCUCAUUUCCUAAUUCCCAAUCUCAUUUCCUAAUUCCAAUCUAAAUAGGUUCCUUCUUCAUUUCCUAAUUCUCAAUCUCAUUUCCGAAUUCCUAUCUAAAUAGGUAACUUCUUCAUUUCCUAAUUCUCAAUCUCAUUUCCUAAUUCCAAUCUGAAUAGGUUUCUCCGCUCUGAUAUAAUAAGGCUUAACGAUAUCCGCCGCUGCAGUUUUUAUUCUUUUCUCCUCUCAUUACCGCAACCAACCAUGGAUCAGAAAAGAAGAGCAGAUCACCAUCAGAUCAAUCCUUCUUCUGGUUCUGAUCACUCAUUUGUGGUCAAAAGAGAACGAGGUUACAAGACUGUAAAGGAGUUUCUUGAGAAACUUCACACUUUUGUGUUAAAGAACAAUGACUACUUUUGUGAUUUCAUCGGACAAGGAGGUAUUCGAUUCAAUGAGAGUAAACUGGGUGGAUUGAAAUUUCUCUUUGACACUAAAAAUGAAAGAGUCCAAGGACUAUCGAAGAGUUACUCAGCCUUCUUAAAGAGGUUACGAGCAUACAAUAUGCUGGAGAAGCAGGGUGACAAGUGGACUUUCAGGAAUACCCAUUUCAAGCAAGUAAACUCAAACCUUGAAGCAAUGUUGAAAGAGAAAAUAUGCCAUGAUGAUAAUGGUGGUGAUGAUGAUGAUGCAGACCUACUACCACUAGCCCCAAAAACAUCUAACAGGGUAGCAGCAGCAACACCAUCUAUUAGGGUAGCAGCAGCAGCACCAUCUAUUAGGGUAGCAGCAACAACGCCAUCUGCAGCUAUCAAUCUUGCACGCCAACUCCAACUGAAGAUGGAGAGUACAGAAAGACAUUUGUCCAAGUCUAGACAGGAGCAGACUCUGGCGGCUGAGGACUUUAAAAGCUCCAAGGACCUUUUGCUUCAGUUAGAUAAGAAGAUGCCAGCACAAGCAGGCUUGCCUAAUGCAGUCAUAGCGCAGUUAAUUGAGAAUAUGCUGCAUAGAGGAGUAAAAAGAUGGGCACCCAAGGUCCCAGUCACUAAGGCAGUAGUUGAUUUUUCUUCUUCAACUAUUGGAAUGCCAAUGGAUGUCCGCAAUCUUAGGUCGGUAUUCAUCGGAGAUACGAUAGCUCGCUUCCUGAAGUUUGCAGAUGUCCAGGUGCUUCCAGUUAGCCAUGUUUUCGAUUCUGGAUAUCAGCUCGGAGGCUGGAUCGAAAGCUUGAUUGAGUCGUUCCCCGACUGGGAGGAUUCUGAUGUGCAAGCUAUUGUGGAUCACUUCAGGUCGUCGAAUUUCUUUGAGACAUCGUUUUCCAAGUUGGUGCGUGAUUCUAGUUUUAGGAGCAAGGCGUCGAAGGCGAAUCAUAUGCUCAGGGUAAAAAUAUGGAAAAUUUGCUGUUUGGUCCUAAGCCCAUAUAUUUAGUUAUAGUAGGGUCCAACCGGGUUUUAGACUUAUCACUAGGUCCAUAAUAUUUUCAAAAGAGCAAAAUGACGAGCUUACCCUAGUAGUUACCACGUGUGAAGAAUGCACCCACUAUCUAUUCCCGUACAAAACCGCUGAAACGGUCAGAAAAAUCAUUCGUUUGUCUUUCCCUUACCACCAACUUCUUACGGUUUUCAAAGAGAAAAAAAUUUCUCUUCACAGAGAGAAUUCAGAGAAUCAAAAACCAAAUUCAUUUAGAGAUUUUUGAGACAACAGAUCUCAAAAAUCAUUCAGAGAUUUUUGCUAGUUUGAAAAACCCUAAACCUAUAUUUCUCUUCUCUUCCGAUAAUGGUUAAAACAAGAAAAAUCACAAGAACAAUCCAAGAAGAAGAAACAAUAAUGGAUGAUAGCACUGCUCCUAGAACAUCAGAAGACGAUUCAAGAAUUUCAAGACGAAAAUCAAAGAGAAAAAAGAGUAAAAAGGUUGAAACACCAAAAUCGAAGAAAAAAGGUACUGAUUCAGAAAACCUAUCAGAGUUUACAUGCAACUUCUACUUUGUGUUUCUAGCACUUAGAAUUGGCAGUACAUAACUAUAAAACUGUAGAAUAAGAAUCAAAAGUGAUAUGCAAUUUGUUUCAUUUUAUUUCUGAUACAUAGAGCCAGCAGUACAUAUAUCAAAUACUGAGGUUUUUUCUUAAUUAGGUUGUUUUUUGACAGUACAUAAGUCCAAUAGUGAAUGGGUAACAUUUUUUAUGUGUCUAUUUACCACUGUUUGUGUUUCUGGCACAUAAUUGGCAGUACAUAACUAAAAAACUGAGACAUUGUAGUGUUUAUGUACUCUAAAUUCAUCUGUUUCUUUGUUUAUGUGAUAAUGAUCUUUGUAUAUGAAGUACAUAAGGCCAAUAGUGAUUGAUUGUGUUUCUGAGA
Messenger RNA from Papaver somniferum (opium poppy), 2436 nucleotides. RefSeq lists its product as uncharacterized. Lineage: Eukaryota; Viridiplantae; Streptophyta; Magnoliopsida; Ranunculales; Papaveraceae. The record is from RefSeq and is a predicted model, not a curated record. Gene Ontology annotation, molecular function: ATP binding; arginine-tRNA ligase activity. The coding region runs from base 351 to 1508 and encodes 385 amino acids. The transcript has 4 exons. Gene Ontology annotation, biological process: arginyl-tRNA aminoacylation.